Molecule: messenger RNA, 3212 nt
Organism: Humulus lupulus (European hop)
Lineage: Eukaryota; Viridiplantae; Streptophyta; Magnoliopsida; Rosales; Cannabaceae
Exons: 3
Coding region: 388-2691 (767 amino acids)
Biological process (GO): reciprocal meiotic recombination
Source: RefSeq, a predicted model, not a curated record
AUCAAGCUAAAUUCCCCUUUGUUUGCUUCAAUCCAAAAUGAAAAAAAAAAUUGUGUGUAAGCAGCGCAUCUUAGGCUAACGUGAACCACGCGCGGUUCUUCCCUUUCCCUCCAUUUCAAUCUCUGAGUCUGACAGAGAGAGAUUUCUACAUACAGCAACAAUUGAAUGAAGCUAACCAUAUAACUACGCAAGCUCCGUUGCCCUCUCCUUCUCAAUCUCCUUUCUCUCUCCCUCUCUCUAGAGAUUUUGAUUUCUGGUGGUCUGGGUUUAUCGGGACAUAGCUUCUGCGUAAAGCUGCAUGAUUUUGAUUAGCGGUCAUGGAAGGGUUUAUAAUUCGGCAGAAGUAUUAGUAGACCGUACGAAUUUUCUCCUGUCCAAAGGUCAGCUAUGGCGUUUUCAGCUGCUACUCGCUCCAAUAUUCCUACCGCCUCUUCUUGCCGCAAGUCUAAGUUUUCCUCUUUGAGGCUCAAUUCAAAGCAAAAUAAAAUAAGUUUUACGUCCAAACUGAAAAGAGAAGACCCUUCUUUGAAGAUCGUUAAAUCAAGCUUAAAUAACAGAAGGUCAAGUAUUAAUGACAAUGGAGCUACUGAACCUGCUAGAAUUCUUCUUGAGAGAUUGUUUGCACAGACACAGAAACUGGAAAAACAGAUAAGUAGAGAUUCUCAACACCCUCAGGAUGUUCAACUGGGUCUUAACCUUGAAACAUUGGAGGCUGAUCUUGUGGCUGCAUUGGCAGCACUGAAGGAAAAGGAAGAUGAAUUACAAGAUGCAGAGAAGACAGUCUUUUUGGAACACAGCGAAUUAGACCGUGCAAAGAAGGAGCUGGAGCAGCGGGAGAAAGAAAUUGCUGCUGCUCGUUAUAAGUACGAAAAGAUAGAAGAGGAACUGAAGGAAGCUAAUUAUAAUUUAACUUCUCAAGCUAGGCAGAUAGAAGAUCUAAAACUUCGACUUAGGGAGAGGGACUCAGGCAUUACCACUGCACAGUCCGCGCUGUCUCUGAAAGAAGGUGAAAUGGCCAAAAUGAGAAAGGAAUUGAUGACGAAGAAUGAAGAAGCUGCCAAAAUUGGUUCUGAUCUAAAGUCUAAGGCUCAGCUUCUGAAUCAAGCCAAUGAAGUAGUGAAGGAGCAAGAAAUUGAAAUUCAAGGUCUCCGAAAAGCUAUCCAAAAGAAAGAAGAAGAACUAGAUGCUUCUCUGACCCUGAGGAAAAUUGAAGAGGAGAAGCUGAAAGUUGCAGAAUCCAACUUAGAGAAGCAGACAAGGGAGUGGUUACAAUCCCAGGAAGAACUAAAGAAACUGACAGAGAAAACAUCCAAACACGCUCGAGAAACUAACGAGACAUUGGAUGACUUUAGAAGAGUGAAGAAACUUCUUACUGAUGUGCGGUCUGAGUUGGUUUCCUCUCAGAAAGCUCUGGCAUCCUCUAGGCAGAAGAUGGAAGAACAAGACCAGCUGUUAGAAAAUCAGAUGGAAGACCUUGAAGAACAGAAAAAAAGUGUCAUGUCUUAUAUGUCAAGUUUGAAAGAUGCCCAAAUAGAAAUAGAAAGUGAGAGAAUAAAGCUUAGGGUUGCAGAAGCUCGAAACAAGGAGCUUGAGCGGGACUUGUCUAUGGAGAGGGAGCUGGUGAACGAGUUACAAGAGGAGUUGAAGAAAGAGAGAUUUUCAUUGCAGCAAGCAGUGCAGGAAAAGUCUUCUCUCCAAGAGGAGCUAGACCAGAAAAGUUCUCAAUUUGAAAAAACACAGAGUCUUCUUCAGGUUAAGGAGUCAGAAUUUGUGGCGGCUAAGCUAGAAAUCCAACAUUUGAAAUCUGAGCAGGCUACACUUAAGCUUGCACUGGGCGAGAAGGAUUUGGAACUCCUGACUGCGAGGAAGAAGCUUGAAGACUUGAGCAAGGAAACUGCUGACCUGACGAUGCUUUUGAACAGUCAAGAGAACCAGCUUAUUCAAGCAAUUGCCUUGUCAACAGAGAAAGAUGAACAGGUUGGAAUAAUUCAAAAUGAACUGAAUCAGACAAUGCAGAAAAGAGUUGAAGCUGAAAAUGUGGUAGAACGGAUUGCUGAGCUUACGAACAAAUUGGUUAUAUCUAUAAAGGAUGAAGGCAUGGGCCAUGAGUUUUUCCAGCAACCAUGGGAAGAACCAGCGGAUGAGUAUAGGUUGCAGAGAAAACAACUGGAAAAUGAGCUUGAGUUGACGAGAGAGACCUUAAGAAGAAAAGAAAUGGAUGUUCUAGCUGCUCAAAGGUCUCUUGCAAUCAAAGAUGAGGAGCUUAAAGUGGUUCUUGGGAGUUUAGACGCAAAAGAGAAAGAGCUCAAGACCAUGAAAGAGGAAAUUGAACAAGAUGCUAAUGAUCUAAGAAAGCUGUACGCUUUAGCACAAGAGAGAAUAGGUCAGGAAAGUUUAGGGGACUUAGCAAUCGAGAAGCUUCAGCUUGAGGCGUCUCAACUAGAAGUUGAAGCUGCGACCAGUGCUCUUCAUAAACUUGUAGAUUUGAGUCAAGAACUUUUGAAUAAAACUACACUGGGCAUUGAGGUUGAUAAUGAUAUUAGCAUCUUCCCAGUAGAUGGCUCUGAUCCUUGGAAGAGCAUGGGGGAGAACAACGAAUGUUUCACAAAGGUUACAACAGAAGUUUUCCGGCUUUCUGCUUUGACAGAGGAGCUUGUGAAGGAGGCUGGUGUUUCAUACUAUAAAAGAUAGGAGGGAUCUCUUCCGUUCAAGAAAGCUCAUCGUCUAGCCUAAGAGCAUGCGUAGCCAAUCCAUGAGCUGUAACAUUAAAGUUACGACUAACAUGAGAAAGAGAUGUCUCCAGAAAGUUAGACAAUAAAACUUUUAUAUGAAAAAAAUGACUCUCAUUUCAUUGUGAUAUACAGUAGUAUUAUCCAAAGCUCGGACCAAAGACAAUGAGUCAGUGAAGAAAACUUUAAUAGGUAGGCCAAUUCUUCGAACUCAAGUUGGUCCCACCAAUGGAGCUAGUGUUUCAACCUUAAAACUUUUCAAUCGACCAUUUAUGUAAGAAAUUAUUUAUUUUGAAAGUUUCUAACCAAAGGGUGUCCCUUUGGUUAUGUAUUAAUGUAUUUUCUACCUUGUAGCAGUUUUGCAAGGGAUGUUAUAAUAUUCUUAUUUGUAUAUAAAACAACUACUCCAAAGCCAACUAUAUUAGUGGGUGCCAAAAUAGCUGCAUCCACAAAAAUAGCGAAGCGAGAUCAUAUAUUUUUAUU